GAUGGCGGCGUCAAGUGGGGCAGGCGCUGGUGGAGGUGGUGGAGAGGCAGGUGGCAGGGGCGAUCCCGGCGGAGCGGCGGUCCCGGCAGCUGGAUCCCCGCGUCGGGGCGUGACUGUCAUCCCGAAAGGCGGAGCUCAGGAUUCUGAAAGCCUAAGACUGCUUCCUUUAUAAUUAAGAGAACUUUGACAAGACGUUCAUACUCUGGGGAGGCUUUGGAGGAACCAUGUAAAGUUCCUGACAGAGAGAGCACGGGAGGGUCAGAGAGGGAGAGGGAGACACAGAAUCCGAAGCAGGCUCCAGGCUCUGAGCUGUCAGCACAGAGCCCGACGUGAAGCUCGAACUCAUGAACUGCGAGAUCAUGACCUGAGCCGAAGUCGGAGGCUUAACUGACUGAGCCAUCCAGUUUUCAUACUUUUCUUCCAUAAGCUGGCGUCAUGACCCUCACAAAAGGUUCCUUCACCUACUCUAGUGGGGAGGAAUAUCGCGGCGAGUGGAAGGAAGGUCGCAGACAUGGUUUUGGUCAACUGAUGUUUGCAGAUGGCGGCACCUACCUGGGUCAUUUUGAGAAUGGGCUCUUCAAUGGCUUCGGGGUACUGACCUUCUCAGAUGGCUCAAGGUACGAGGGGGAGUUCGCCCAGGGCAAGUUUAACGGCGUUGGAGUCUUCAUUCGACAUGACAACAUGACAUUUGAAGGGGAAUUUAAAAAUGGCAGAGUGGAUGGUUUUGGCCUGCUGACUUUCCCCGAUGGUUCUCAUGGAAUACCUCGCAACGAAGGCCUGUUUGAGAAUAACAAGCUGCUGCGGCGUGAGAAGUGUUCCGCAGUCGUGCAGCGGGCCCAGAGCGCCUCCAAGUCCGCCAGAAAUCUCACUGCCUGACGGGGCGUCGUGCGCCAGCUGACAAGUACUGGGUAAAGCAAAGGCCCCGUUACUCACUCAAGGUGAACAGAUGUACCGGCUGUGAGAGGACAUGAGGAUGCCCGCAGAGAGCAAAAGCCUUGGGACGCCCCCACACCCGCCAGGCAGGGAUUCCAUCACAGAAUUCUGAGGACUCGGGCCCCGCUGCCCACAGCAGGGUCACCAGUUCUCUUUCCUUCUCUCACUUGUUGGUAUUCUGUGUCCCUAACACCUUGGGUUGCCCAGUGCAGACCUGCCUCUCCUUGAUUUCCUGCCAAGUGGGGCAGAGCCUCUUCGUUCCGCCUGUAUUUGGGGCAGUUGAUCCCAGCCCCAAAUUAGGGCUAAUGCUUUGUGCCCCCCCGAAGAAACAGGGAGAGAGGCAGGGGUGGCUUAGAUAGUUCAGCAGUCCUGUGAAAGCCACGGCCAGAGCUUUUCUGCGUGUCCCCCCGCCGCCUCCCCAUUUGCUGCUGGUCGACUUCAUGGCUCCAGGCCUCCCCCUUUGUCCUACCAGACUGCUAUUUGUGUCUGCUUAUUCCCCCUGUGAAGGGUUUGGUAAGAGUGCUGUUUCCCUGUCCCUUGACUUUAUAAGCUGUCUUCCUUACCUGAGUUCCAGCAGCUAAUCUGUUCCCUUUUUUGUGCCUCUCCUUUCUUAGACGGGACAGGAUCCCUUCUGGGAAUAGUCAAGACACUGAUGUAAAGAGUCACCUUAGGACUUGUACUUUUUAGUUACUCCAGGGUGAAGGGCAGACAUCCCUGGCCCAUUGAGGCCCUAUCACGGAGUAAUUGAAUCCUUAGGGAUGGCUUGGGCUGACACAGCCCCUUCCCAGUGGACUAGGAGGUCAGACCCACCGCAACCCCUUGGGGUUUGGGUAGAAUUGGACCCAUUCUAGGACUGCAGUGAACCAAAAGAGAAUUUGGCUCCCUGCAUUUGGUCCACUGUUUACUCUUCCACCAUGAGCUUGGCCAUCAGGCCUGGGAGGUCAGAUCUUGACCGAUAGGAUCCCUAUGUAGUUCAUCAUGGAGGCCCCCCAAUUAUCCUGUGACCCAGACACGCCCAGCCCACUCCCAGCCCCUUAUCCUCACACUGAAUGUCUCCUCAACAGCAGACUGUGGUGGAAAUUAUAGCCGUGUGCCUCCAUGUAUUCUCUGAGUCGUACUGUAGGAACAAGUGUUUAUGAGGAAUAAACAAAUCACCAGAA
Molecule: messenger RNA, 2093 nt
Organism: Acinonyx jubatus (cheetah)
Lineage: Eukaryota; Metazoa; Chordata; Mammalia; Carnivora; Felidae
Gene: MORN4
Product: MORN repeat containing 4
Exons: 7
Coding region: 436-876 (146 amino acids)
Source: RefSeq, a predicted model, not a curated record